This is a messenger RNA of Mustela lutreola (European mink), 1865 nucleotides long. RefSeq names its product DIRAS family GTPase 3 (gene DIRAS3). The coding region runs from base 409 to 1086 and encodes 225 amino acids. The record is from RefSeq and is a predicted model, not a curated record. The transcript is spliced from 2 exons. Lineage: Eukaryota; Metazoa; Chordata; Mammalia; Carnivora; Mustelidae. Gene Ontology annotation, molecular function: GTP binding; GTPase activity.
ACUCCAAAGUGAGAUGUAGUGGGUAAACCGAUCUGGGCUGCUGUGGGUGAGAAUGGGAGGCCUAGUUUUUGUGGAGGUGGCUAUCUGUCCCUCGAUGUCCUGGGGACAGUCCCUGUAGGUAAUCGGUCUUACGGCACGGGAACAGAGAGCAUCCUGGCCCCGUGGGCUCCCUGGACACUCUGUCCUUACCUCCAUUAUUACUAAACCGGGUGUUUGGGUGUCUCCAAGCAACAGCAAUUGACAAGUGGACAGCGGGGUUCGAGGCUAGGCUUUACCGGGGCUUCUGCUCCAACACAAGGGAGACGGCGCAAGGAGAAGAAUCCUCAGGCUGACUCGCUGGGGCGAGAAUCUUUUGCUCCUGGUUAAGUGACAAUAACUUGCACGCUCCUCUCCCCGCCAAUUCCUGUAAUGGGCAAUAGUUGCUUUGGCUUUAAGAAAUGGCCAAUUCGGCGUCUGCGGCCUCUGCCCACCCUGAUUAUCAUCCCUGCCCUCAUGCCCCAGAACAAGAACAAGGACUGCUGCGUUGUGCUUGGCACCGCUGGCGUGGGCAAGAGUGUGUCCGUGCAGAGGUGGGUGCGUGUCAACUUUCCCGAUGCGUACCUGCCAACCAUCGCAGAUACCAACCUCCAUGUGCUGAGCUCCAACCACGGCGUCGGGGCGCUGUACAGCACGGAAGCCACCGGCAGCCCCCGCUACCCGGGUCUGCAGCGCCUCGCCGUUGCUAGGGGCCCUGCUGUCUUCCUGGUUUACUCCGCCAACAAGAAGCAAACCGUGGAGGAGCUGAAGCCUUUCUAUAAGCUGAUCUACAAAGUCAAAGACAAUACCUUGCAUGAAUACCCUAUCGUUUUGGUGGACAGCAAAUGCCAAGAAAGCCGCUGGGAGUCUAUGGUAAGUGCUGCCUGCGCGUUGGAGUGGAAUUGUGCCUUCUUGGAGACCUCCGCUGAGAUGGAUAUCAGUGUGCAGGAGAUAUUUCACACGCUGCCAAACCAGGAGAAGAUGCCUGCCGCCUGCCUUCACCAUCCCCAGAAGAAAUCCCUGAUGCCCGAGACCGCGGAGAAGCUGCUUAACAAGUGCACCGUCAUGUGAGCCCCGGGGUCCUAGGAUUGCAAACUUCUUCCCUUAAGUGUGCGGGAAAACACGGAGCGGUCCCAGUGUAAUGUGUUACGUGUGUGAACGACUUCUGUGCUGUGGUUUGGGUAACAACUAGGUGCCAAGGAGGACAGGAAAAAAAAAAAAGGAGAGCUAUGCAUUUGAAGAUUACUUGUAUAGACGUUAGAGAUUAAUAUUUGAAAUAGAGAAUGAAAUGCUUGAAAGGAAUUGAAAGAGGCCACUGCUCUUCUCGGAGCUCUAAUUAUCGUGUGUUAUUUUACAAACAUUCCAAGUCCUAAAAAUUGCCAUUGUGUAUUUAAUUGUUAAAAAAUGUGUUUUGGGGACGCCUGGGUGGCUCAGUCCUUAAGCGUCUGCCUUGGGCCUAGGUUAUGAUCCCAGCACCUUGGGAUGGAGCACCAUGUUGGGCUCCCUGCUCAGUGGGGAGCCUGCUUCUCCCUCUCCCACUCCCCAUGCUUGUGUUCCCCCUCUCACUGUCUCUCUCUGUCAAAUAAAUAAAUAUUUUAAAAAUGUGGUUUUGCCACCAAAACUGGCAGAUGAAUUUCAAACAGACAUGUUAAACAAGAUAAAUAAAUGGAUAUUCUAGAGCUGAGCAUCGAGGGUGGGGGUAGAGAAAAUGGGGAAAGUGGAACUUGCUUACUAAAUGUGUGCCAGUUGUUUUCAAAGUCAUUUAAAAAUGUUUGGGUAUUUCAUGUAGCAGUUUUUGUGACUCAAAUAAAGCUUUUCCUGCAUGCAAUCAGCUUUAUAAUGUCUUUUUC